CUUGGUGCUUAGGCCUGCCAGCCGGGCAAACCAUCAACCCUACGUUUGUUUAGCUUAGCAUGUGGGUGGCAUGGCAUGGCAUGGAUUCCGGCGGGCCGCCAAUGACCUUGCUCAUCGUGUCGAUUGGGAUUGGAUCGAGGAAUCGAAACAAAAUGGAUUGGAUUGAAUGCUUGGGCAAAUUCUUUCUAUGUAUCGUUAGGUAGUAGAAUAGAAUUUGCUCAAGCAUUCACCACCUAGCAAGCAAGGAAGGAUGGGCAUCUUGUGUUGCUUCCAGUCCGGCGCCGACAAGCUCCUGGAUCAUGGUCAUGGUGGUGGUCCGGCGGCCGUACCUGCUUCCACAACCAAGAAGCCGCCUCCCCGAGACGCUCCAGCCGUCACCGUCCGCCCCCCUAAUCUGCUGCGACGAGAUGAUGAUCAUCAAGAGGAGGAGGGCGCCCGCAGCAGCAGCAACAACAACAACCUUGCCACCCUCGUCGAUGAGAUUGUUGCAGAAUCAGCGACGUACGAGCACAACCGGCGGGUGGCUGACGAGAUCCUGGGGAUGAACAAGGAGGAGGCGGCGGUGACGGCGCGCGCAUUCACAUUCGCCGAGCUCUCGGAGGCCAGCGGCAGGUUCCGGGUGGAGUCGAUGCUGGGCGAGGGCGGGUUCGGGCCCGUGUACCGCGGGCGGCUGAGGGACGGCACGGAGGUGGCGGUGAAGCAGCUGGACCGCAACGGGCUGCAGGGCACGCGCGAGUUCCUGGUGGAGGUGCUCAUGCUCAGCCUCCUCAAGCACCCCCACCUCGUCACUCUCAUCGGCUACUGCGCCGACGCCAACCACCGCAUGCUCGUCUACGAGUUCAUGCCCCAGGGUUCCCUCGAGGACCACCUCCUGGACCUGCUGCCGUCGUCCCGGGGGCUCGACUGGGCCAUGCGCAUGCGCAUCGCGCAGGGCGCCGCCCGGGGCCUCGAGUACCUCCACGACGCCUCCCGCCGCCCCGGCCCGCCCGUCAUCUACCGCGACUUCAAGGCCUCCAACAUCCUCCUCGACGGCUGCUUCCGCGCGCACCUCUCCGACUUUGGCCUCGCCAAGGUCGGCCCCGUCGGCGACAAGACCCAUGUCUCCACCAGGGUCAUGGGCACCUACGGCUACUGCGCCCCCGAGUACACGCUCACGGGCAAGCUCACCACCAUGUCCGACGUCUAUAGCUUCGGCGUCGUCUUCCUCGAGAUCAUCACGGGGCGGCGCGUCAUCGACAAGUCCAGGCCCCGUGAUGAGCACAACCUUGUGCAGUGGGCGGCACCGCGCUUCAAGAGCAAGAAGCGCUUCAGGGAGAUGGCCGACCCGCUCCUCCGCGGCGCAUACCCAACCAAGGGGCUCUACCAGGCGCUCGCCAUCUCCGCCAUGUGCCUCCAGGAGGAUGCCACCAUGCGCCCCUCCAUCGCCGACGUUGUCACGGCGCUCGACUACCUCACCGGCGUCGCCAAGCCUUCCCCUAGCCCUACCCCUCAACAACAGUCGCCUUCCCCUAGCCCUAGCCCUACCCAUCCUCAACAUCAGUCGCCACCCAAGGAGGACGAUGAUGCCACUGACUAGCUAUAACAACAAACAUGCAUAUCUCUCUGUGGAACAUGUAUAUAUGCAACCAAGUCUUCUUGUUAUCUCAUGGAUUAUUUCUCUGCAAGUAACCUAACCUGGUUUGUGCAUGCCCGUCCGUCCAUAUUAGGAUAAUAAGAUUUAUUUAUUUCCUGC
This is a messenger RNA of Triticum urartu, 1732 nucleotides long. Its product is annotated as putative serine/threonine-protein kinase PBL7. Lineage: Eukaryota; Viridiplantae; Streptophyta; Magnoliopsida; Poales; Poaceae. The record is from RefSeq and is a predicted model, not a curated record. Gene Ontology annotation, biological process: protein phosphorylation. Gene Ontology annotation, molecular function: ATP binding; protein kinase activity.